AAUCCUUCACAUUCCCUUAACCUACUAGACACUCAUUUUGCUCAUUCACGGCAUACUGACAUUCCUCGUCGUCAAUUUCAUUUCUGUUGCAAUUUAUUUUUCUUCGUUUUCCGUUGAAAUUUAUGGGCAAGGGACCGUUCUCCUUUAGCCGCUUUGGUGGCCGUCACCGGCAAAAGAGAGUGACUGAUCUGCAGCAGCCGGUGGCCGGAGGGUCCAGCUCCCCGGGGAACACCGAGCAUGGACCUGGCCUCAUAAGCAAGGCCAAGAAGAAGCCCGGUGGCGUGAGGUUGUGGAUGAGGUUCGACCUGUCGGGUCGAUCAGAGCUGGUUGAGUUGGAUAGGAACGCGGUUAUCAAGCGCGCAGCGAUUCCGGCACGGGAUUUGAGGUUCCUGGGCCCUAUCUUCUCCCAGUCCUCCAAUAUCCUCGCCAGAGAGAGAGCAAUGGUAGUUAAUCUGGAGUUUAUAAAGGCUAUAGUCACAGCUGAAGAAGUGCUAUUGCUUGAUCCUCUUCGCCAGGAGGUUCUUCCAUUUGUUGAACAACUAAGGCAACAACUUCCAAAUAAAAAUCAACCUCAAUUUCAUGCCCGUGCAGUUGAACAAGAAACGGAAAUGCAGGUUUCAACUGGCAGACAAUUGCUAACAAUGCCAGAGCCCGAAAGUUUGCGAUCUGAGCUUCCAUUUGAGUUUCAAGCUCUGGAGACUGCUUUGGAAGUUGUCUGCACACAUUUGGAGUCAAAUGUGGCAGACCUUGAGAGAGCUGCAUACUCUGUAUUGGAUGAAUUAAUUAGGAGUGUCAGCACCAAGAAUCUCCAAAAUGUUCGAAGUUUGAAGAGUAAUGUUACUCUUUUGCUGGCACGUGUGCAAAAGGUACGCUGCUUAGGUAGUCAGGUGCGGGAUGAAAUUGAACAUCUGUUGGAUGAUAAUGAAGAUAUGGCACAAUUAUAUUUGACGAGAAAAUGGAUACAGAUUCAGCAAGCUGAGGGUUAUUCAGGAGUCAUAACCACAAACAGCAUCAGCACUGCAGCCAUAUCUCGUCAAUUUUCUUACAGAAGCGGAAGUCUUGUGACUAGCAACUUUGUGGGUGAUAAUGAUGUGGAGGAUCUUGAGAUGUUGCUUGAGGCAUAUUUCAUACAGUUGGAUGCAACACGUAAUAGGAUACUGUCUGUCAGAGAGCACAUUGAUGAUACAGAAGAUUAUGUUAACAUCCAACUCGAUAACCAACGAAACGAGCUCAUUCAGCUGGAGUUGACACUAAUCAUUGCAUCGUUUGCUAUUGGAAUUAAUACUUACAUUGCUGUCACUUUUGGCAUGAACAUUCCUUGUCAGUUUUAUGAAAACACUGAUGGACUAUUUUGGAAGUUCGUCGGUUGUUCUUCUGCAGCUUGCAUGCUUCUUUUCCUGCUCAUGCUGGCAUAUGCCAGGUCCAAAGGGUUGCUUGGUUCGUAAGUGUACUUUGAUAUCUAAAAUUAGUGUUCUGGCAUUUGAAUACACGCUUCCCAAAAGAGCAUCUAUUCGAUGAGAAUUGCAAGUUCAUUAAUUAUUUACAUCAGAAACCAAGUAGUUGUGAUGCAGAGUUAACCGUUUUGUAUUUUAUGAGUAUAAAAAUCAUUUAAUUUAUUUCAUGUAAUGACUGUUACGUUAU
Molecule: messenger RNA, 1641 nt
Organism: Neltuma alba
Lineage: Eukaryota; Viridiplantae; Streptophyta; Magnoliopsida; Fabales; Fabaceae
Product: magnesium transporter MRS2-4-like
Exons: 4
Coding region: 123-1445 (440 amino acids)
Biological process (GO): magnesium ion transport
Molecular function (GO): magnesium ion transmembrane transporter activity
Source: RefSeq, a predicted model, not a curated record